Molecule: messenger RNA, 2703 nt
Organism: Ziziphus jujuba (common jujube)
Lineage: Eukaryota; Viridiplantae; Streptophyta; Magnoliopsida; Rosales; Rhamnaceae
Product: mitogen-activated protein kinase kinase kinase ANP1
Exons: 17
Coding region: 184-2220 (678 amino acids)
Biological process (GO): protein phosphorylation
Molecular function (GO): protein kinase activity; ATP binding
Source: RefSeq, a predicted model, not a curated record
AGCCCACCUUUUUUCCCUCCUCUCUCUCUCUUUCUCUCUCUAUUUCACACUCAAAAUUCUCUCUCUUUUGCCGACCAAAUGAAACCCCAUUGCUAACCCCAAAACCCGCUGUCACUCUCUCUUUCUUUCUCUCUCUGACCAUCAAAUAAUCAAUCACAAAAACAACGCAAAAAGAAAGACAAAAUGCAAGACAUGUUGGGAUCAGUUCGGCGAUCACUGGUGUUCCGUACUUCUUCUCCGGACGGCGAAGAUUCACCUUCUCCAAUCGGAGGACCCACCUUCACUUUGGUCGACAAGAUCAAUUCCUGCAUUCGUAAAUCUAGAGUCUUCUCCAAACCCUCAUCGCCUCUGGCUCCCCCGUCUCCUUCGCCGCCUCCCAUGGCCAAGGACAACACGCCGCCGAUCCGAUGGCGCAAGGGCGAGUUGAUCGGUUGCGGCGCCUUUGGCCGUGUCUACAUGGGCAUGAAUCUUGACUCCGGAGAGCUUCUGGCCGUUAAACAGGUUUUGAUUGCAGCUAAUACUGAUUCAAAGGAGAAAGCUCAGGCUCACAUCAAGGAGCUUGAGGAGGAAGUGAAGCUUCUGAAAAAUUUAUCUCAUCCGAAUAUUGUUAGAUAUCUUGGAACAGUGAGGGAGGAGGAAACAUUAAACAUUCUAUUGGAAUUUGUACCUGGUGGAUCCAUAUCAUCACUUUUGGGAAAAUUUGGAUCUUUCCCAGAGGCUGUUGUUAGAACAUACACAAAGCAGUUAUUGUUGGGUCUAGCAUAUCUACAUAAGAAUGGAAUUAUGCACAGGGACAUUAAGGGGGCCAAUAUCCUUGUUGAUAAUAAAGGAUGCAUUAAACUUGCAGAUUUUGGUGCAUCAAAACAGGUUGUUGAGCUGGCAACUAUUUCUGGUGCAAAGUCUAUGAAGGGUACUCCAUACUGGAUGGCUCCUGAAGUCAUUCUCCAGACGGGUCAUAGCUUCUCUGCUGAUAUAUGGAGUGUUGGAUGUACUGUAAUCGAAAUGGCCACUGGAAAGCCUCCCUGGAGUCAACAGUUUCAAGAGGUGGCUGCUUUGUUUCAUAUAGGGACAACAAAGUCCCAUCCACCAAUACCUGAGCAUCUCUCUGUUGAGGCGAAAGAUUUUCUUCUGAAAUGCCUUCAAAAGGAACCAAAUUUGAGGCCAGCUGCAUCUGAGCUGCUUCAGCAUCCCUUUGUAACAGGGGAACCCAUGGAAUCUCAUCCUGCUUUUAGUACUUCUAUGAUGGAAAAUUCUGAAACCUCUUCACCAUCGAACACCAAAGAUCUGGAAACCUAUAAAAUGAUGACUUGCCUUGAGACAGCUGAUGACUGUAAUUUGGGUAGUUUGAAUUGCUCUACUGUGUCUCCUGAGAAGUCAUUCAAAAGUAAACAUCUUUGGAGAAUAAACAGCAGUGAUGAUGACAUGUGUCAGAUUGAUGACAGCAAUGAUAUUACGAUGGGUGAAGGAAGGCUCAACUCAUCCUUGAUGCCUGACAACUUUAAGAGCUUUAAUCCCAUGAGCGAACCCUCUGAUGAUUGGGUUUGCAAAUUAGCUGCAAGUCCAGAAGCAGAAUGUGAAGGAAUGAAUUUGGAUCCUGAUCAAAAAAUUCAUUUGCGUGGUGGCUGCGCAGAAACUUUUAAUGAUAGGGAAAAAGAUUUUUCUUUUCCUUGUGGACCUUCACUCUCUGAGGAUGAUGAAGAACUUACUGAAUCUAAAAUUAGAGCAUUUUUGGAUGAGAAGGCUCUAGAAUUGAAGAAACUGCAAACGCCUUUAUAUGAAGAGUUCUACAACAGCAUGAAUGGAGCUUGCUCUCCUAGUUAUGUGGAAAGCACAUGUGAUGAAACUACUCCAAGAUACUUGAAAUUACCUCCCAAAAGUAGAUCACCAAGUCGGGGUCCAAUGGGUACCCCAUCUGCAGUGGUUGAUGCUCAUAGUACUGGAAGCCCUGGGAGUAAUGGUAAGCGUGUGUCAAAUAUUUGCAAUGCAAGCGAUCAAAGUUCACAGGACAUUCCUGUAAUUGAUGGUCAGCAGGAGCCUGGUAGUCCAAGCAUGAGCUUUUCUGAGCGACAGAGGAAGUGGAAAGAAGAGCUUGACCAAGAACUUGAGAGAAAGAGAGAGAUGAUGCGCCAAGCUGGUUUGGGAGGGAAAACAUCAUCACCUAAGGAUCGGGCUAUUAAUAGGCAGAGGGAGUUGACAAGGUUCGCAUCUCCUGGAAGAUAAUGGGAACAACUUUUGCAUCUUCAACGUAAUUCAGACUGCUCAAGCUGGUCCUUGAGAAAGAAGUUAUAAUUUUCCUUGGAUUUCACCAUUAGAGCUGCAGUUUCAGUAAUGGUAAAAAAUAAUCUGGUGUGACCAUUUACCCUAUCCCACAAGGAAACAACAGUGAUGCAGCAUCACUCAUCUCAAUUCCUCAUUGCCAUCCUAUGAUUGUGUUCUUGUAUGUUAGAGCCUGAGCUAGUGUAAUUGUGCUAUAUAUGGCACUGGUAAAGGGUAUGCUGAAGCUUUUUUUUUUUCCCCUUUUUCUUUGGGUGGUUCUUGGAGGCAGGUGAAUACAUAUAUUAUCGAGUUUGUAUCGAGUGCACAGAAGUUGUAAUGGUUCUAUAGAAUAAUUUGAGUAUGCACAUGAUAUUUGAAACUUUUAUGGAAAAUACAUAUCCGAUUCUUGUGAUUACAGAAUAAAAUCUUUUUCCUUUUGCAACUCCA